Messenger RNA from Pocillopora meandrina, 1126 nucleotides. The record is from the annotation of a GenBank genome assembly. NCBI's taxonomy places the organism in Eukaryota, Metazoa, Cnidaria, Anthozoa, Scleractinia, Pocilloporidae.
UGUUUUUCCCUCUUAGCUCAGCCAAUACUUAUCAUGGAGUACCUGUGGCGAGGUGACUUGCUGGGCUAUCUCAGAAAAUCCAGGGGUGUUUUCGACCAAUAUCAUCAUGGAGUCGGAAGGGUCGACCACUUGACAACGUAUGACAUGGUGCUGUUUGCUAAACAGAUCGCACAUGGUAUGACUUUCCUCGCGUCCAGAGGGGUAAGUGCUCGAACUCUUCCGGGUUGUGGUCCUGCAUGUGUUAAAAUGGCAUGACUUGCAAUUCAUGAGUAGAAUACGCUGUACGGCUAAAAAGAUCCAGCACAUUAGAAUCACUAUUCCACCGAGAAAUGGUCUUACAUGACCAUGACGUUAAACUUUCUACCUAUAUUUUAUUUUUUUAUUCUAUGUAGUUUAUCAAAGUCCCUUUUACCAGAUCAUGUCAUUUUUUUUUCGAUUUCAGAUAAUUCAUCGCGAUCUUGCAGCUCGUAACAUCCUUCUUGACGAGCAUCGUGUCUGCAAGUUGACUGACUUUGGGCUCUCUUAUCAGGAUUUCAAAUACGGCCCAGGAAAUGCCAAGAGGGUAAUUUUCAAAAUUUUUAAUCAUUAAGUCAAUUGGUUUUGGGGCAGCUAGUAUGGAAGAUAAAAAUGUGAAGAAUUAAAAUAUUACUGUCCUCACAAACCUUUCUUUUCAGUUAUACAGUUUUACUGCAAACAUAUUUCCCUUCAAUGGGAAGCCGUUCUAAGCGUAUCGAAACUUUCACAGAAGAAAAUUGUACCUAGGGAGUGAACACAGGAAAUAAGAAAGCUGGAAGAGAUAUCGUUCUCUGAAUAGCAAAGAUACAAAAUCGAAAGGCAAAGAAACAGGAGAUUUAAAGGAAAAGGAGUGUGUGAAUUAUUUAUACAGAAUUUGUACAGAGGUGUCUACUGCUCUUGACUUUCUCAUGAAUCCGUACAUCACAGUUUUAAUCUUAUAUGCAAAAUAUUUUAGAAGUUGUAUACAAGCCUCUUUAGAUUUCAGACGUUUAUAGUAUUUUGGUUACUCAUCCAGGGCUGUAUCCCAAUCAAAUGGACUGCACCCGAGAUUCUCUUUGGACAUGUGGAACAGCUGUCAACCAAAAGCGAUGUGUACGUACUAUAUUGGUUA